AUGUAUAUCCUGAUUCUCACUAUAUUUUACAUGGUCAAAAUAAAUAGUGAGCAGUUUUGUGAUAUGGUGGGUAAGAUAAUGUGUAUGGCCUAUGUAUUUUGAAGGCUGAUUAUUAGUAUUUUACUGUGUUCUGCACCACAGUGCCUAUCUCUGUCUAAACUCACAUUGAUAAGCAUCAUAACAGCUGAAGAGCUAUUUUGAUGGGAAUGGUUUUAUUGUUUUGUCAAUCAUCUUGGCCUUCUUUGGUAAUUGUGUGCAAUACAGGUUCCCACCCACCCACAGAUCCUAUACGAUCGGAGCUAGUGGGAGAGUAUGUCUGCUUCGCUAAGGCUGUAGUUCAAAGGACACAAUCAAUGUCAAUGAUUGCCUGCGUUUCUGUGUUUUAAAUAUUUGAUAAAGCUUUGCAUAAAACACGUGGCACCUUCAGAUUUCAUGUCCACGGCACUCUUUUGAGCAGUCAAGGAAAUCCUCACAGAAGGCUGUAUUUCAAUCAUGUUUUUAAGACAGCGCCCAGCAAGUCCAGUUCAGAGAAUGUAUGGGUCCAACGGUGUGAAAUUAUUCCUGAUGACCAGGGUUACUUAUUUUUAUGUGUUUUUGAUUUAGACUGAUUUAGACUCGGUAUAUUGAGCUUCUCCUAUAUAAUGUGCUAUACUGCAGUAAAUCAUGUUGGUUGUUUAGGUUGUAUAAAUGUUCCUUUAUAGGCUGGUGCUAGGAACCUCUGAGAUUUGAUUACCAGUGGUCAACCAGUCGGAAAUCCGUCCUGACCUGUUAUAUAAAUCAUGCGAUCUUUUUUGACAGACUACAAGUAUAGCGAUUGUAUAAUCUUACACAAGGCAUUCCUUUACCACAGUAUUCGAAAUGUUCCUCAUUCUCAUACAGCGCAAGUGACGCGUCAGUGGACGCGCCCACUGGACACCAACACAACUCCUCCAAUAUGUAUUACGGUGUAACGGGUUUUAUGCACAGCACAGACUAACGAAUAUACCCGAACAGGAACUAUACGCCAACCGCAGUAAUAAAAUAGGGAUGGAGUUUGGAAUUUCCAUGAAACAUAUCAUUGAGUGAGACAAAUGGUAAAGUAUUGGCAGUUGCCGUAGUGGGUAGCUUAACUACUUUUACGCUGCUUAACUUCUGAAAGUUUUUCUUUUGGGUGAUUCCGACUCGGAGAGGAUUGGCAGGACAUAGUAACAUUCAGCGACUGGAAGGUAUGUAUAUAGGCUACUGUGUAAGUAGACUAAGCUUUCGUGGCUUUUGGAUAACGCAUAGGAAAAUGGACAGCAUCCGCAAAAUAUCAGAUGCUGUUUUUUUUCUGAUCAAUCAGAGUUAUCUGUAUUUUUAUAGAAUACGCCCAGUCCACGCAUUUCUAUGUUAGUAGUAGUUUCAUAGCUCACAUACUGUAUCGUGUGGCAAAUUAUUUUAAUACAAAAUACAUUUUUAUUAGGCCAACAUUUACAUGGAAGAUUGUGUAUGUUGCCGUCAGUUUAUCUGACCAUAGACCUUCAAGGCAAAGUUAGAGGAACUGAGACUGAGGAGACCCUGUUGUACACAUUUGUGUAGGUUGGAGGUUUCCUGUCACAAGUUUGAAUGACCAUAAGAAACAGACAAGCAGGAUGAUGUCAUGAUUUAGCAUGUUAACUAUACUUGUGGGGACCAGAAGUCCCCACAAGAAUAGUAAACAAUAAAAAUUUGACCAACUGGGGACAUUUUGUUGGUCCCCGCAAGGUCAAAUUCUAUUUCUAGGGGGUUUAGGGUUAAGGUUAGAAUUAGUGUUAGGGUUAGAAUUAGAGUUAGGGGCUAGGUUUAGGUUUAGGGUUAGGGUUAAGGUUAGGUUUUUGGAUUAGGGUUAGGGUUAGGGUUAGGGUUAGGGUUAGGGUAAGGGUAAGGGUUAGGGUUAGGGUUAGGUUUGGGGUUAGGGGUUAGGGAAAAUAGGAUUUUGAAUGGGACUGAAUUGUAUGUCCCCACAAGGUUAGCUGCGCAAGACUGUGUGUGUGUGUGUGUGUGUGUGUGUGUGUGUGUGUGUACGUGUACUCCACGUCCCCUCUGUUUGUAGUUGGCUUACUAAUGAUGACACUCUCUUCCAGGAUAAGGACCAACCCAGCUGUAAUUUACAAUCUCACUUUUAAAACAACUGAAGGAACUGUGACCGGGAUACUUACAAGGACAUUUGUGUCAAAUAAGUGCAGGGGCAUUUGGGUGAGAAUCUAUUAUAUAAAAACAUUAUGGGCUAUUAUGACAAAACAGUAGGCUAUCUGUUUGACAGAAAAUCUGGUAACAUGUAUUAAGUUUUUAUAUAUAUAUGCCAUUUAGCAGACGCUUUUAUCCAAAGCGACUUACAGUCGUGCGUGCAUACAUUUUUGUGUAUGGGUGGUCCCGGGGAUCGAACCCACUACCUUGGCGUUACAAGCGCUGUGCUCUACCAGCUGAGCUACAGAGGACCACUUAUACUUGUGCAGUUACACAGUAAUUAACAACAUAGUGUUAACAUAAGUAAUUAGUGUUUCUAACCUACACUAGUACAGGAACAACUUAUAAAGUUUUACUGAAAAUCCACAUAUUGAAAGGGUGUAUCUUAACGCUUUCUCAUUCUUGCAGGACCCCUGCUUACAAAGGUGGUAGUGUUGCAGCAACGGAAGAAUCCAUGGAGGACUAUGGCAAUUACACCUACGAUUAUCUGGAGUAUGGAGACUUCGAAGAAGAAGAAGAAGUCAGAGAUGGAUACUCCCAGAAGGAGGCUAUGCACAUCAUAUCCAUAGUCAUGUAUAGUAUUUCAUUUGUGCUCGGUGUCACUGGAAAUGGAAUAGUCAUAUGGGUGACGGCAUUUAAAAGCAAACGGACAGUGAACAGUAUAUGGUUGCUGAACAUGGCUAUAGCAGAUUUUGUGUUUGUGCUCUUUUUACCCUUCUCCAUCGACUACGUGCUUCGAGACUUCCACUGGUCCUUUGGGCUGGUCAUGUGUAAGCUAAACUCGUUUGUGUCUGUGAUGAACAUGUACGCCAGUGUGCUCUUCCUCAUGAUGCUCAGUCUAGACAGGUAUGUCUCAUUGGUCCACCUUAGCUGGUCUCAGCGGUGUCGCAGUGUGUGGCGAGCCUGGGUCGUAUGUGGCUGUGUGUGGGGGGUAUCUGCUCUACUGAGCCUCCCCACCUUGAUAUUCCGUGACACUAUGAGUUUACGUGACCGGGUGGUGUGCUUCAACAACUUCAAUGUCCAGGAUGGACAUACAGCUGCUGUGAGACACAUUACGUUGGUGGUCGUCCGUACCGCAGUGGGAUUCCUACUGCCCUUCAGUGCCAUCUGUGUGACUGGAAUUCUCCUGGUAAUCAAAGUCCACCAGUCUGACGAUUCUGUGUACCUGUCUAGCUUUUCUAAGACAGUUUCCGCUGUCAUUCUGGCCUUCUUUUUGUGCUGGGCACCGUUCCAUACCUUUAGUUUAAUGGAGCUUUCCAUGCACUCCUCACUGUACCUACAUGACGUUCUGAAGACCGGCUUUCCUCUUGCCACUAGCUUAGCCUUUUUCAACAGCUGCGUCAACCCCCUCCUCUACAUGCUGGUGGGCAAAAAGGUUCGCCGGCUCCUGAAGCGCUCGUGUCUGGACAUCACAAAGAGUUCUCUGCGGGAGCUCAGCCAGUCCAUCUCUGCAACUGAAUCAUUGUCUGCAGCAGACAUCAGUCCUCCAGAGGAGCCCACAGAAUCAUCGACUAAUCCCACAGUUACCUAUAGCAGAAACCAAAAUAAACUGCUAUUUGACCUUUAAAGAGCCAGCCUGAACAUUAUUUUAGUCCAGAUGUGACUUAUUUUAUAUUCUACUUCAGUGUAACAUUUAUGCUAGUUGUUUGAGUUGGAUACUUCCAAGCUGUAAUUACUUCCAGUGCCAACUUCUGUUGACUAUAAAUUGCCCUCAGAGGAAAACCUGAGUAAAGACUUGCGCUAAAAGUAUAACUUGCACAUGGGAAAACAGGCAACUUUAAUGAUUUGAAAAAAUUAUCUGAUCCUAAUUACCCCAAAGACAAACAGGAAAGGAGGCAGCCUCAGGAACAAGAGUUAUUAGAAGCAGAUCUACCAUUUUCAUAAACACUUUUGUAUUUAGAUUUCGGUCUUCAAACAAAUCCAAGUUUAACCCUGAUGGGAAUUUAGGGCUUCUCUUUCAUAUUAUGUUGAAAAGUUUUCCAUUACAAGUUGAUUUUCUGUUGUAGUGUUUUCUGUUAUACACAAGAGACAAAUUCUAUUAGGCCGUUUUUUCUUCUUCUAAUUAUAUUAGGUGUAUAAAUGAAUCUCUAUGUUUACAUGACAUUUUCUAAUAGUGUUCACAUUGUCUUUCACUGUGUGGGAUUUUUGUGGGAAUUUGUAAUCUAUGAGGGAAAUUUGCAAUGCAAUUGAUUUGUUAAUUCUAAUAUACUUCAGUCAAAGGAAUAAACAAUGAAUCCAGUCC
Coregonus sp. 'balchen' is the source of this 4426-nucleotide messenger RNA. Lineage: Eukaryota; Metazoa; Chordata; Actinopteri; Salmoniformes; Salmonidae. The record is from the annotation of a GenBank genome assembly.